This is a messenger RNA of Linum trigynum, 3866 nucleotides long. The record is from the annotation of a GenBank genome assembly. Lineage: Eukaryota; Viridiplantae; Streptophyta; Magnoliopsida; Malpighiales; Linaceae.
UUUCAGUUCCAGCCCUAGCCCGCCAAAAUAUUGAUCUUUCCUUCUCCUUAGUCUGCUGCAGCAUUUCAAUUCACAUUCUAAAAAUAGAAACAUCAGCAGAAUCAAGGCUAUUUAUAUUAAAUGUUACGUUAUGGGGUCUGAUUCAUCGGCAGGGUGGCCGACCACCUUAUUGCCGACAAACUUGGCAACUUCCCAACCAAUUCACCGCUCUCGGUCAAGCGCUCACAUCAUCCAUCAUUUAUCUAUCUAACUCUUAACAUAUUUGGUUUCUGAUCUGGCCUGUUGGCCGGUGAAAUGAAGAUGUUGAGUUUUGUAUCUUGCCCAUGGUUGGAACUUGGAAUUGAUUGUGGCGGUGGCGGAACAUUGGGUGUGAUGGGAAGCAUUUGUAAUUAGGAAAUGCACCCAGACCCCAGUUGACUAUCUUGGUUGUGAAAUUAAAAAUAAAUUUGCGAACAAAAAUAGGUGCAUAUUUACCCAAAAGAGGGGCAAAUUGUCAGUUCAAAACUACAUCAUUACUAAGUCAUGAUUGAGCAAUUAGCAUCCACACGAAGUUGGAAUCGUCGAAGAUUACAACUGGGUGUCUAAAGUGCAAAUAUGGUAACAACGGGGGAAUAACCAAAAUCAGCAAGUGUUUGGCUAAAAAGCCACAGUGAUUUCCAUUAAAAUUUCUCAGGUAAAUUGGUGACAUGAUUGUCUGUAACUGAAAUUGGUUUGGUAUAUUUAAAGGUUCUACUAUGAAAUAAUAGCAAGAGAUCACUCAAGAGAUCUUGUAUCAAUGAUGAAAAUGAGGUAACGAUUCUUGUCAUAUGAACAUAUAAAACAUCAACGAAAGGAGGCAUACUGAAAGCAUAGUGGAAGAUAAGUUGAACAGAAUGAGAACCAACUGUAAAUUUGUCAUUGUUGAAAAUUAAGAGGCAUAUUAGCACAAAGUUACUAACUGGGCAUUGAUAAAGAACAAUUAGUCUAGGCACGUACCAAUGGAGUUUUGAGAAUAAUGAAACAUCUUUGUUGGUGAUAUAGCAAAGGAGCUUUGUGUUUCACCAAUGUCGAAGCGGUGGGAACUGGGAAGACACUACAAAGCAUGUUUGGAGUAGGAAACCAUGCAUAGUCCUUUUUGUUAAUGAGAAAUUGCAGGCUAUGUCAACAAUCCAACAAAGAAAUAGACACACGCCUUAAGAGUUCUUUUUCAAGUAGAUGAUAGAACUUUUGACAAACAAUCCAACAAAGAAACAAAGAAAUAGAUUCAGCAAACUUUUUUUUUAAGUGAUAGAUUCAGCCUGCUUAAUUUGAGAAAAUCUUCGGUACACCCGGCGCAUAGCCUACGUGGUGCACCCGCUCCAAUGAUUAAAUUACACGUUUUUUCUGUUAUUAUGAAAUUAAACCCUUAUUUCUUAUAGCAAUUAAUUCCGGCGUCGAUUCCAAUCUCGGGAAAUGAAUUCCCAGGCAAUAAUCACCUCUCCCACGAACAGAUUACUCAAUCUUUUUUUACUCAAUCUUUAGGUUACUCAAUCUUUAGCAUUAGCAUUACGUCGAAACAAUCGCACAUCGGCGAAGGCAAGUCGCCAGAGACAGAGAGCGAUGAUCGAAACAAUCGCCAGAAAGCGCCAAAGAGGCAAACGCACGUCGCCAGAAAACAGUGAUCGAGACAAUCUUACAACGGCGAUACGGUGUGGAAGCAAACAACAAAGCGGAUGUGGGGGAUUUGGCGGAUGGAAGACGGGGAAGGGUUCAUGAGUUUCUGGGUUUUGGGUUUUUCAACCGAGGUGGUCGCCGAACAAAGCUGGAGGAUUACAAUCGUCGGGGCAGAGUCGAGGUCGGCGGCGCUGCUAGUGGUGGGGUGCGAUCCCGGUCCCAAUCCCGGCUGCUACUUUCUCCUACACCCAAUAAAAGGAUUAUUGUUCUUUUAAUUAGCUAUAAAUUCGGAAUAUACAUAAUUGACUUAAAACGUGGCAUGUUUUAAUUGGGGCGGUGCAAUACACCCGUCCCAUUGAAGAUUUUCUCACUUAAUUUCGUACAACUUGAAAGCCAGAUCGAACUAGAUAAUUAUCUAAACCAAAUAAAAAAAAUCGAAACCAUAUAGCAUAAAUGACUAAAAGCUUUAAGGAUAAAAUGUCCCAAACUCCAAAGCGUUAUAUAAUGCAAGUAAAAUAGCUUAUACUGACAAUUCAAUUGUAAAUGACUUUAUAGGGUCAUAUACUGGAAGGCUCAAACUAAUCGAUUCGAAGUGUGGGAAUAGAGCUAGUAAUAAGGAAACACAUGAAUGAAAAACAUUGAAAUUGAUCAGAUCACACAUGAUAUAAUGGUCACCUUCUAGAGCAGAACGACUUAAAGUGAGACAAACAGCUAAUAAAGCAGUAGGGAGGAGAGGACAUAAAUGCAACGACUAACUCACCCGGGCUAAGCAUCAACCCCCAUAAAUUUGUAAGGCUUCAUUCGUUGGAGUGAUAAACAUAUAUCAGCCGAAAGUGCAGGCCUGAAAGAGGACAUAUGGAUCAUAGACCCCUACUCUCGAAUCAGACAUACAAACAUUGCAUAUUGAAAGUAGGCUAAUGUAUCUGAAAAUGUAGAAUUGAUUAGUUUCCCCCACCAAAUUACUCUACAUUUAGAAAAUAUGCUAAUUGUUUAAACCACUAACAAAAACUCAACCAAAAGAAGCGGUUCAUGCAUUGAAGCCAUAUCAUGGCAAGAAAAGCAAAACCUGAUUUUGAGAACUAAAACCCACAAUCAAGAAUUGGAGGACCAUGACAGGAAAUAGAAAGAAAUAAAGCCAACCCAUAAAGAGGAGACUUCAAUAUCUCGGAAGCCAAGGAUCAACUUUGAUAGCAGGGUGGAAGAUAUAAUCGAAACCUGAGCUGAGCAGCAUCUGGUGCAUUGCCAUAAGCCAUCCUGCAAAUUUGUGCAUUUGAUAGCAGCAAGUCAAUUAUCAAAAAAUUGCCAAGAGAUUCCACUAAAUUAAGGUGAGUAACUCCAAAGAGAGAACAAAGGAAUCAAGAAAUAAUUAAACAAAACAUUGAGGUAUAACCAACCAAAACAAUAGCUUAUAAAAAAAGGUCAAAAUCCGCAAACCUCCCUCAUCAUUGCCUAUCCGCCAUCGAAAUAGACCAUUAAGACGGGUGUACCAUAAUCAUAUGUGUGCGGAACCAUCCCUGUCUAGGCUAGCAUGAUCCUCACAUGACCUGGAAUUAAAAUAUAUACGAUGCAAAAAAUGAAACAACACAAAUACAUGUGUCAAUUCUUGAUAAUGGUUAAUGCGAGCAGCGACUAAAUGAUCAAUCCUGUUGUCUGGCCAAGCAGCGAGAAUGUCUAAGCCAUGAGCUAGAAAAUCGAGCUUUACGAUUUUAGGGCAUUCGGGAUUUGGGCCUCUUGUCGAGAAGGAAGCUACAACGGGGUAUCAUUCCCCAAUUCUUCCAUACAAUACUCGAUUCCACAACCCACUUACCCAAACAUCCAUUUACAAAAUGAACACCCAAAAUCCAACAACUACACAACAAGGUAUCAAUUCCGCAAACCAAUUACCCAAACUUCCAUUUACAAAAUAACGACCCAAACGCCAAUAACGACACAACAAUGUAAUUUGCACAUGCGGAGAAAAGAAUAACAAUCCUGUAUAUACGAAUCCAAAAUAGGAUCCCAUGGAGAUAACAUUACCAAUUGAAAUACCAUAUUUGGAGGGGGUGACUCUAGUCCUCGUUCAUACAUCUUAUCCCACACCUCUAUUUCAUACAUCUUAUCCCAAUAAACAAAUAUGAACCAUGGAUGUCUUCAAUCAGAGAGAACUUAAGAACAUAAUAUCACACCCUUGAACACAGUGAAACGAAGCAGUAUCCAACAAUUGUAAUAUGUCAUAAGAAACAGGAGGGAUACUA